ACACAGUGUAGCUCGGACGCUGUGAGUUUCAAGAAUCUGGUGAAAGGGAGAGAGUGGACAAUGAAAAUGGACAUGGAGGAUGCUGACAUGACUCUGUGGACCGAAGCCGAUUUUGAAGAGAAGUGCACGUACAUUGUGAACGAUCACCCGUUGGAUCCCAGUGCCGACGGAGGCACCCUAACUCAGGCAGAGGCUUCCUUGCCAAGGAACUUGACUUUCAAAUAUGCAUCUAACUGCAAAGAGGUCACUGGAGUUAUAAGCAAAGAGUACAUCCCAAAAGGAACGCGCUUUGGACCCCUGGUAGGAGAGAUCUAUACCAGCGAUACGGUUCCCAAGAAUGCGAACAGAAAAUACUUUUGGCGGAUCUAUUCAAGUGGUGAGCUUCACCACUUCAUUGACGGAUUUAACGAGGACAAGAGCAACUGGAUGCGUUAUGUAAACCCUGGCUACUCCGUUCAGGAACAGAACUUGGCUGCUUGUCAGAAUGGAAUGAACAUCUACUUCUACACCAUCAAGCCCAUCCCUGCCAACCAAGAGCUGCUUGUGUGGUAUUGCAGAGACUUUGCAGAAAGGCUGCACUAUCCCUCCUCCAGAGAGCUGACAAUGAUGAACCUCACUCAGAGUGGAAAAGGGGAAUUAAAAAACCCAACACAACAGAAUGAUUUAUGUUAGCCCCUUCUACCUAAAGAAAAUAGCAGUUCAGAAAUCCUGAAAAUGGAAUCCAGUCCUCCAAAGGGAAAAGACUUCUUCCAGACCAACAUUUCACCAGUUACUCCAGAAAAAGACUUGGAUGAUUUGCAUAAGAACUAUAGCCCGGAGAGGUGUUUCUUCCCUCGUGUUGUCUACCCCAUUCGACCUCACAUUCCAGAAGACUAUCUGAAAGCUUCCUUAGCAUAUGGGAUGGACAGACCCAGCUACAUUACUCACUCGCCCAUCCAGACGUCUACUACACCGAGUCCUUCCGGGAGGAGCAGCCCAGACCAAAGUUUAAAAAGUUCAAGCCCUCACAGCAGUCCAGGGGUCACGGUUUCACCUCUGGCACCUACUUCCCAAGAGCACAGAGAGCCGUACUCUUACUUGAACGGAUCAUAUGGCUCAGAAGGAUUGGGGUCUUAUCCUGGAUAUGCACCCCCUGGCCACCUCCCACCUGCCUUUCUAUCGUCCUAUAACCCCCACUACCCCAAAUUCCUGUUACCUCCAUUCAAUAUGAGCUGUAAUAACCUGAGCGCUUUGAACAAUAUCAAUGGCAUCAACAAUUUCAAUCUCUUCCCAAGGAUGUAUCCUCUUUAUGGCAACCUGCUCAGCGGAGGUAGCCUUUCCCACCACAUGUUGAACCCCACCACGCUCCCCAGUUCGUUGCCCAGUGAAGGAGGCCGUCGAUUGCUGCAGCCUGAUCAUCCGAGAGACUUCCUCAUACCAGCACCUAACAGUGCCUUCUCUAUCACGGGCGCUGCUGCCAGCAUGAAGGACAAGCCAUGCAGCCCCACCAGCGGGUCACCCACAGCUGGUACAGCAGCCAGUUCAGAACACAUAAUGCAACCUAAACCUACCUCAGUGGUGUUGGCUGCCACCGGCGGUGAAGAAGCCAUGAAUCUCAUUAAAAGUAAGAGGAAUGUGACCGGUUACAAAACCCUCCCAUACCCACUGAAGAAGCAGAACGGGAAGAUCAAGUAUGAAUGCAACGUUUGCUCCAAGACCUUUGGUCAGCUCUCCAAUCUGAAGGUGCACCUCCGAGUACACAGCGGAGAGAGACCAUUUAAAUGCCAGACUUGCAAUAAAGGCUUCACACAGCUGGCUCACCUCCAGAAGCACUAUCUGGUACACACAGGAGAAAAACCCCACGAGUGUCAGGUUUGUCACAAGCGCCUCAGCAGCACCAGCAAUCUCAAAAUCCACCGGCUCCACUCUGGAGAGAAGCCUUACCAGUGCAAGCUCUGCCCGGCCAAAUUCACCCAGUUUGUGCACCUGAAGCUGCACAAGCGUCUCCACACCCGGGAACGUCCCCAUAAAUGCAUCCACUGCCACAAGAGCUACAUUCACCUCUGCAGCCUCCAGGUCCACCUGAAGGGCAACUGCCCCGUCGCCCCUGCCUCCGGCCUCUCCAUGGAGGACCUGAAUCGAAUCAACGAGGAGAUCGAGAAGUUCGACAUCAGUGACAAUGCUGACAAGUUGGAAGAAGUGGAGGACAAUAUCGACUUAACAUCGAUCGUGGAGAAGGAUAUACUGACCAUACUCAGGAGGGAAAUGGAAGGAGCUAAUCUGAAAGUGUCUCUACAGAGGAACCUGGGAAAUGGACUUAUCUCCUCAGGAUGCAACCUUUACGAGUCGUCAGAUAUGUCAAUUAUGAAGUUGCCUCACGGUCACCCACUACCUCUGUUACCUGUAAAGGUCAAGCAAGAAACAGUUGAACCAAUGGACCCUUAAGACUUUUUGGCAAAGUGAUUUUUUUUUUAUUUAUGACUUGGCAAGUCAGGGUGCCUGUAGCAGUUGCUUGUACAUAGUUUCGAUGCUGCAAAGCAAUCUUGGCU
This is a messenger RNA of Charadrius vociferus (killdeer), 2528 nucleotides long. It is a transcript of the gene PRDM1, whose product is annotated as PR domain containing 1, with ZNF domain. The record is from RefSeq and is a predicted model, not a curated record. Gene Ontology annotation, biological process: regulation of transcription by RNA polymerase II; cell fate commitment. Gene Ontology annotation, molecular function: histone deacetylase binding; DNA-binding transcription repressor activity, RNA polymerase II-specific; RNA polymerase II cis-regulatory region sequence-specific DNA binding. NCBI's taxonomy places the organism in Eukaryota, Metazoa, Chordata, Aves, Charadriiformes, Charadriidae. The transcript has 8 exons. Gene Ontology annotation, cellular component: cytoplasm; nucleus.